AUGUCUGCUUAUGCAACAGUCGUUCUGGGAGCUGGUAUAAUCGGCACAGAGACGGCGUUCUACCUCUCGAACAGUCCUUCUCACACUAGCGCGAUUUGCCUUGUUGAAGCUGCCCUAGAGAUGUUUGCCUCUGCGUCUGGCAAAGCGGGUAGUCUGGUAGCCGAGGACUGGUUUGGACCAGCAACUACCGCACUUGGGGAGCUGAGCUUCCGCUUGCAUGAAGAGCUUGCUACAGAGUAUGAGGGGAGGAGGAAUUGGGGAUGCAGUCGGAGUACAGGUACAAUUGUGGUUGUUGGACGUGGGAAGCAGAAGAAGGGAAAGAAGCGGCUAGAGCAGGGCUGGAAUCGAGCUGAGCCGAGAUCGCAACAGCUGAGAAGGUCAAACAUCACUCCUAGAAGGAAGGUCCGCAGUGGAUAA
Bipolaris sorokiniana ND90Pr is the source of this 417-nucleotide messenger RNA. RefSeq lists its product as uncharacterized. The coding region runs from base 1 to 417 and encodes 138 amino acids. Gene Ontology annotation, molecular function: oxidoreductase activity. The transcript has a single exon. Lineage: Eukaryota; Fungi; Ascomycota; Dothideomycetes; Pleosporales; Pleosporaceae. The record is from RefSeq and is a predicted model, not a curated record. Gene Ontology annotation, cellular component: cytoplasm; late endosome. Gene Ontology annotation, biological process: retrograde transport, endosome to Golgi.